This is a messenger RNA of Pollicipes pollicipes, 3064 nucleotides long. RefSeq names its product serrate RNA effector molecule homolog. Gene Ontology annotation, cellular component: nuclear body. NCBI's taxonomy places the organism in Eukaryota, Metazoa, Arthropoda, Thecostraca, Pollicipedomorpha, Pollicipedidae. The record is from RefSeq and is a predicted model, not a curated record. Gene Ontology annotation, molecular function: nucleic acid binding. Bases 109 to 2802 code for a protein of 897 amino acids. The transcript is spliced from 19 exons. Gene Ontology annotation, biological process: primary miRNA processing; mRNA processing.
GUUUUGUGAAGGCGCCAUCCAGCGGUGGUAAUCAUAAUUCGGCAUUGUUCGUUGCCGUGAUUUGUUUAGUCACAGUCGGAAGGCGUGCGCCAGCCGGCGGUCAGAGCCAUGGCCGAUUCGGACGACGAGUACGACCGGCGCCGGCGGGACAAGUUCCGCGGCGAGCGCACCGGCGACGCACGGCCGCGCCGGGACGACAUCUACGACAGGGAGUACGACCGCGGCCGGGCCGGCGGCGGCCAGAUGCGAAGCCGUGGCGACUACCGGAUUGACGCUUACCGUGGCCGAGAGCCGCGUGGGUACAGCCCCGGCCCGGACAUGUCGCCGCCGCCGCACAAACGCAUGCGCGCCGACUGGGGUGGUGGCGAGCGUCGUUUUCCGUCGGGCUACGGCGCCGGUGACGGGUACGGCGGCGGCGCCGGCCCGGGCCCCGGCGGACCGCCCUACGGUGGCGGGUACCCGGACGUGGAUGGGCCGACCCAGCCUCCUAUGAUGACGUUCAAGGCGUUCCUGGCGUCUCAGGACGACAUGAUCACGGACGACGAGGCCAUCAAGAAGUACACAGAGUACAAACUCGACUUCCGCCGACAGCAGCUGAAUGAGUUCUUCCUGGCGCACAAGGAGGAGGAAUGGUUUAAGGCCAAGUACCACCCAGAGGAGUGCGUCAAGCGGCAGGACGAGCAAGUGAGCAACCUGAAGCGGCGCGUGGACGUGUUCACCGAGCUUCUCAGCACGGCCGGCCAGGUGCGGCUGGACGGCGACCAGGCGGACGCGCUGCUCCGCUUCCUCGACUCGGUCGUCAUCAAGCUGGAGGGUGGCUCCGACUUUGACCUCACCGUGCUCGACCUUCCCGACGACGAGCCGGCUGAGCGGCGCGACGCCAAGCCGUUCGUCCUCGCUGACCAGAACAAGAGGAAGAAGGAGGACGAGGAGAAGAAGUCCGAGGACCUGUCCAAGCUGCCCAUGACUGAGGAGCAGCGCGAGCUCCAAGAGAAAGCCAAGGAGUUCCUGAAGAAGAAGGGAGAGGAGACUAAAAAGCGCAAGUACGAGUACAACAGCGGCAGCAGCUCUAGCUCCGGCUCGUCCGACAGCGACGAGCCGGACGAGCCGAGCGAGCCAGCGCCGCCGGGCGCUGAGAACGGCGCCAAGGCCGAGCCGGCGGCUGAGGCCGAUCCGGAACCGGAGCGGGAGCCGGUGCCGGAGCCUGACCCGGGGUCUGAGCCGGAGGCGGAGCCGGAGCCUUUGCCAGUGCCGGGGACGGAGACGGGGGCGGAGCCGGGGUCGGAGGCAAAACCGAAGCUUGACGCUGAACCGACCGCCGCGGAGCCGGCGCCCGCUGCCGACGGGGCCGAGAAGGCGCGCCGCGAGGAAGACGGCGAAAAGCCGACCGAUGAUAACGCCAAGGACAAGGUCAAGGAGGAGCCGCGGCCACGUCCGCUGCACAAGACCACCUCCAUCUUCCUGCGCAACCUGGCACCUACCAUCACCAAACAAGAGGUGGAGGCGAUGUGUCGUCGGUACCCGGGCUUCCUGCGCGCGGCCAUCGCCGACCCGCAGCCGGAGCGGCGCUGGUUCCGGCGCGGCUGGGUCACGUUCGAGCGGCAGGUCAACAUAAAGGAGAUCUGCUGGAACCUGAACAACAUCCGGCUGCGGGACUGUGAGCUGGGGGCCAUCGUGAACCGGGACCUGUCGCGACGCGUGCGCACGGUCAGCGGCGUCACGUCCCACAAGCAGGUGGUGCGCGCCGACAUCAAGCUAUCGGCGCGCAUCAUCCAGAACCUGGACUCGCGCUACCAGCUCUGGCCUGACCCGGACACCGAAGAAAAGGACAAACAGCCGUCGUACGGCGUGUCCAGCAAGAACCCUAUCCUGCGCAACAUCACCGACUACCUGAUCGAGGAGGCGUCGGCCGAAGAGGAGGAGCUGCUGGGCGUCAGCGCUUCCAGUCAGGAGGAGGCCGGUCCGGCCGGGCCCGACACGAUCGAGCGUGACGACGAGCUGAUCAAGGUCUUGGACCGUCUGCUGCUCUAUCUGCGCGUGGUUCAUUCAGUCGACUACUACAACCACUCGGAGUACCCCAACGAGGACGAGAUGCCGAACCGCUGCGGCAUCAUCCACGCCCGCGGCAUGCCCCCCAGCUCCAAGGUGACCAGCACCGAGGUGCAGGAUUACAUCUCGUCGUUUGAGAACAAGAUCGGCUCGUUCCUGCUGCCGCUGACGCGCUGGGUCGACGACGAGUGCCGGAAGAACGGCCUGAUUCUGAAGGAUCCUGAGGAUGAGGUCGAGAAGUUCGUGCAGGCCAACACUCAGGAGCUGGCCAAGGACAAGUGGCUCUGCCCGCUCAGUAACAAGAAGUUUAAGGGUCCCGACUUCGUGCGCAAACACAUCUUCAAUAAGCAUAAUGAAAAAGUGGAGGAAGUGAAGAAAGAGGUGGAGUUUUUCAACAACUACCUGCGCGACCCGAAGCGGCCGCAGCUGCCGGACCAUCCGUCGGCCAAGGCCGGCGGCGGGGCCGGGCCCAGCCGGAAGGAGGAGCCGCCGGCGCAGUUCCACGUGGGCCCGUACCCGCAGCCGGGGCCGCCGCCGCCGCACCACGGGUACGGCGGCUACGGCGGCUACCAGCGGCCCCCGAUGUAUGGCAGCUACCAGCCGCCGCCGCCGCGCGACCCGUACUACCGCGAGCCAUACCUGCCGCCGCGGGACGCCUACCCGCGCCCGCCGCGACCCUACGGACGCCGGGACCCGCGGAGGAUCGUCGACUACCAGGACCUGGACGCGCCGCCCGACGUUGACUUGUUGUAAUUCCCACAGCUGCUGCGGCCACGCACGUCAGGCCGCUGAGCAGCUAUCGGGACCUGGAUGCUCCGAAGGACAUGGACGAGUUCUAGCGCGUGGCGCUGUCUUCGGCACUUGUGAGAGCGCUUUUACUUUCGGACGUGGUGCGCUCGGAGCGGGGCUAAACUUGGAAGAAGAAAGUGGAGCAUCGAGAGCGAGAGUGCGAUGUAAAUGUGUUUGGACGGAUACUCUUGCGAGAUUUGCGCCAAUAAACGUCUACAGAACGGGA